Messenger RNA from Microthlaspi erraticum, 762 nucleotides. The record is from the annotation of a GenBank genome assembly. Lineage: Eukaryota; Viridiplantae; Streptophyta; Magnoliopsida; Brassicales; Brassicaceae.
AUGAAGAGCUUCAUUUUAACCACAUUACUCCUUGUAGCUUUGCUUUGCCUUAUCUCUCUUCCAAUUUCAACAUUUGGAUUACCAAAGAUACCAUGGCCUAAGCCGUCAGAAUUAGCGGUAGGCCACCCCAAUCACGAAGGCUCUGGUCGCCUUGGAGUCUCCAAGGUUGGUUGGGCUUGCACUUCUGUCACAGACCCUAACGCACCUCCCUCGCCCCCAGGGUUGCUUCCGGAGCUUCCCAACAUCCCUGGACUUCCCAGCCUCCCGGAACUACCAAACAUCCCAGGACCUAACAUUCCUGGACUCCCUAGCCUCCCUGGCCUCCCUGGCCUCCCUGGCCUCCCUAGCCUCCCUGACCUCCCUUACAUCCCAUACCUCCCUCGCCUCCCUCCUCUCCCCGGCCUGCCACCCUUCCCGGACCUCCCUCGCCUCCCUCCUCUCCCUCCUCUCCCAGGUCUUCCUGCUCUCCCUGGCCUACCAGGCUUGCCUCCUCUGCCGCCAUUCCAGCCAGUAGUUUUGUCGCAAUCGGUUGAAAUGCAGAAGUGCUUGACGAAAGAUGAUGGAUCAAAAACCACGGAUAAAUGCUUUUCGCAGAUAUUCUCAAGUUGGGCAGAGAAGGAUUUUGCAUUGGACAAGGAGUGCUGUGAGAUCAUUGUAAAGAUGGACAAGAAGUGCAAUAGCCACGUUCACACGUUGUUCAAGAGCCGCUUCUUCGUUCCUCUUCUUCAAUACUCAUGUCACAUCAAGCACACCAAACACUAA